ACUACUACUUGCAGCAGUGUGCUGUUAUCUUACAACUACAACUACUACUACUAAUACUGCUCCACUUCUCUUGUUUCCACUCUCAGAAGAGCAAGCGCUCGCUGUACUAAAAGUAUAACAAUUUCAAGUAAGCAAACUCAUACCAUGUACAACAAAAACAACUGGCCAUCAUUAAUGUGACCCUUUUUGCUUCUCUACAUUUCACGGAUUUCUCCAUCACUACUCUGCUAAUUAGCUACACCCAGCCCCUACAUAUAUAUAUAUAUAUCCAUCUGUCAAACCACGUACCAGUACUAUUGACUGUUCCUUGUUAGUUAUCGAUCGAUCACCACACUCCAUUCAAUGGAUGAGCUUGGUAAGGUGACGAUGGAGAUAUUUUCUAAGCUGGAGCAGAAAUGGUUGUACCAGUACGAAGGGAAGAAAACGCGUAUUCUUAGCAUUGAUGGUGGUGGAACUACUGGCAUUGUUUGUGGGGCUGGGUUGAUUCGUUUAGAACAACAGAUCUGUGCCAAAGUUGGAGAUCCUCAUGCUCGAAUAUCGGAUUACUUUGACAUUAUCGCCGGUACCGGUGUCGGUGCGGUUUUUGCUGCAAUGCUUGUUGCUGAUAGAGGCGAUGGACGUCCGAUAUUCACGGCGAAAGAUGCGGUGAGAUUCGUAACGGUGAAUCAAUCACGCCUGUUUAAGGCGAAGAAUGUCGGCGUUAUUCACCGGAAAAGGAGGUUUUCCGGGAAGAGUAUGGAUAAGGUGUUGAAGGAAACUUUCAGGAGAGAUGAUGGAAAAGUGUUGACGUUAAAGGACACGUGUAAGCCUAUCCUUGUUCCAUGCUUCGACCUCAACAGCUCAGCUCCCUUCGUUUUCUCCAAAGCUGAUGCGACGGAGUCACCGAGCUUUGAUUUCGAGCUCUGGAAAGUUUGCCGUGCCACGUCAGCAAAUCCAUCAAUGUUUAAGCCGUUUCAGCUAAAUUCCAUCGACGGAAAAACCUCUUGCUCCGCCGUAGACGGCGGUCUUGUGAUGAACAACCCCGCCGCCGCCGCGGUAACUCAUGUUUUACACAACAAACGGGAUUUUCCUUCAGUGACUAGCGUUGAUGAUCUGCUGGUUCUUUCUCUGGGUAACGGUCCGUUAAGCCCUCAGUCAAAGUUGAAACUCCGUAGUGACGGCUACUGCUCUUCGUCUUCCGUCUUCGGUAUCGUUAUCGACGGCGUUUCUGAAACCGUUGACCAAAUUCUCGGCAAUGCGUUCUGCUGGAAUCCUAAUGACUACGUGAGAAUUCAGGCUAACGGAGUGGGAGUGGGAGUGAGAGGGGAGGAGGUGUUGGAGGAAAGAGUAGUAGAGUCGUUACCUUUUGGCGGUAAGCGGUUAUUAACGGAGACUAACGGACAAAGAAUCGGAAUCUUCGUACAUCGGCUUGUGAAGACCAGUUUACCGCCAAGUCCUUGCAAGGAAACUACCGUGAACAGCCCUCUCACUAACGGACGUUAAGUCGUUUUCAUUGGCGUCUUCUCUUUUUUUUAUUAAUCACUUUUUGUCCCUUCUGUUUAGUGUUAGACUCGAGAUUAUUGUAAAACCUUUGUCGUGUUACGCCUUAAUUGUCUUUGAUGCUCGAGUAGAAUAUAAGUGGUCGCAUAUUUUAAUAAUACUAGCUUAGUACUAAUAUAUUACGUAAAUUCUCCUUUGUCUUUAA
Messenger RNA from Capsicum annuum, 1684 nucleotides. Its product is annotated as probable inactive patatin-like protein 9. The record is from RefSeq and is a predicted model, not a curated record. Gene Ontology annotation, biological process: lipid metabolic process. Bases 343 to 1482 code for a protein of 379 amino acids. The transcript is spliced from 2 exons. NCBI's taxonomy places the organism in Eukaryota, Viridiplantae, Streptophyta, Magnoliopsida, Solanales, Solanaceae.